This is a messenger RNA of Daucus carota subsp. sativus, 1704 nucleotides long. Its product is annotated as glucan endo-1,3-beta-glucosidase 8-like. The record is from RefSeq and is a predicted model, not a curated record. NCBI's taxonomy places the organism in Eukaryota, Viridiplantae, Streptophyta, Magnoliopsida, Apiales, Apiaceae. Gene Ontology annotation, biological process: carbohydrate metabolic process. The coding region runs from base 133 to 1608 and encodes 491 amino acids. The transcript has 2 exons. Gene Ontology annotation, cellular component: plasma membrane. Gene Ontology annotation, molecular function: hydrolase activity, hydrolyzing O-glycosyl compounds.
UCUUAAAGUUUCUGAAAAGCCAAGAAGCACCAAACUCUCGUGUGUGUAAAUACAAUUUAAGAGUAAUAAAACUGCUCUCUCUAUCAAAAAGCAUUCAAGAAAAAAUCAUUUGCAAAGUUAAGCCUAAAAAACAUGGUAGGAACAAAAUUGGCAUGUCAUAUUUUGCGGGAAACAAUGCUUGUGGUAUGUAUAAUGGGAGUGGUUUCGAAUGGGGCAAGUGUGGGAGUGAACUGGGGAACAAUGACGAGCCAUCAACUUCCACCGGCUCAGGUAGUUGAAAUGUUGAAGGAGAAUGGUAUUGAGAAAGUUAAGCUUUUUGAGGCAGACCCGAAGAUCAUGGAAGCUUUGAGAGGCACACACAUUCAAGUCAUGUUGGCUCUUCCUAAUUUCAUGUUAAUGCAGUUGAGUCAGGACUCCAGUGUUGCAGUUGCUUGGGUUGAAGAGAAUGUCACAAAUUAUUUCUACCCAGGUGGAGUAGAUAUCAAGUAUGUCGCGGUUGGCAAUGAACCUUUCCUUCAAACGUAUAAUGCAACAUACCUACCAUACACAUUACCAGCCCUCAAGAAUGUGCAGGAAGCCCUCAACCAUGCCGGGUUUGGAUCGCAGAUAAAAGCAACAGUUCCCUUUAAUGCUGACAUCUAUUACUCCCCGGAGUCAAAUCCACUUCCUUCUGCUGGUGACUUCAGGCCAGAAAUUCGUGAUCUCACUAUUGAAAUAAUCCAGUACUUAUACGCGAAUGAUGCCCCUUUUACUGUUAAUAUAUACCCAUUUCUCAGUCUCUAUGGCAACAAUUAUUUCCCCCUAGAUUACGCCUUUUUUGAUGGAUUAAACAAGCCUGUCAGAGACGGGGAAUAUGUCUACAACAAUGUGUUUGAUGCCAAUUUUGAUACACUUGUCUGGUCUUUAAAGAAAGCUGGAUAUCCCGAGUUGAAGAUCAUAGUUGGAGAAGUGGGAUGGCCAACUGAUGGAGAUAAGCACGCUAAUGCAGACAGUGCAAAAAGAUUCAACCAAGGAUUGAUCCAGCAUGCCUUAAAUGGAAAUGGAACCCCUGCCCGAAAAGGUGUCAUACAUGUUUAUCUCUUUAGCCUUGUCGAUGAGGACACUAAGAGCAUUGCUCCGGGCUUCUUUGAGAGGCAUUGGGGCAUAUUUGAGUUUGAUGGGAAGCCAAAAUAUGAAUUAGACCUCUCGGGUGCUCAACAAAACAAAGGAUUAGUACCCGUUGAAGGCGUUCGCUACAUGCCUAAAAAAUGGUGUGUUUUGAACCCUCGUGUCAAGGAACUGGAUGAUUUGGCUAGUAACGUUGAUUAUGCUUGUAGCCUCUCGGAUUGCACUGCUCUGGGUUUUGGAUCAUCCUGCAAUCAUUUAAGCCGUAAACAGAACGCGUCUUAUGCAUUUAAUAUGUACUUCCAGUUUAAAAAUCAGAAUGGCUGGGACUGCGAUUUUUCAGGAUUGGCAACAUUGACGGAUGAAGAUCCAUCGGAUGAUAAGUGCAGGUUUCCGAUAAUGAUUGCUCGUGGUUCAUCGAAAAUUUUGCUACACAGAAAGAUAUGGUACAUACUAUUAGCAAUUCUUGAGGGAAUUAUAGUUUUUCUGCUGGUUGUAUCCUAAGUGCCUACUUUAAGAUGCCAAGGAACCUUCUUCAUUGUGUAGUUUCUGUAGAACACUAACUUAAAACCCAGGAUAUAAAUGGUAAUUUUUAUACGC